UGGACGGCGCGGGACCUGGGGGCCCGGGGCCCGGUGCAGGUGGGCGCCGCGGCCCCUACGCGUUUCCUCGCCUUACGUAACAGAGCGGCGUGCGCCGGGUGAUGAGCGCGGCCGGCCCGGGUGGGAGAUACCUGGGUCCACACCGCGCGUGCCGCCCCAGGCUCCAUCCAGUGUUGGGUGUCCGCCCGGCCGUGGCGGGCGGACCCGGCUCGCUCCCCGCUGCUAACCCCGGCUCCCUCGCGUCCUUGCUUUCUCCUUGCAGCGGCCCCAGCCCCCCGCCCUCCGCUGCGUCCAGCCCCUGCCUGGGGCUCCUUCCUAGGACCCCUCUCCCCGUGCUUUCCCCUUCCGGUACCCCGGACCUGGAGCCAGGGACGUGAAGGAAGGGAUCGUACAGCCUGGGCUGAAAAUGAAUGAACCGAGCGAGCGAGCCAUGCCGCGAUCAAGUUUCUGUUGCGCGGAGGCGCCUUACUGACGCGCUCACUUUCCCGCUCGCGCUGUCUGGAGUCAGGGCGCACACACCAGGAAACAUCUCAGCGUGCAGAACCCGUGGGGGGCUCCUCCCCAGGAAAACUUAUUCUCUGGGUCUGGGAAGCCUCCGGUGGACGGAGCCCCCUCCCUCCGCCAGUCCUGUAGAAAACCCCCCACAGGAGUUUCUGGAGGCGGCCGGUGUCAGGAGGCGGUUGGUGUCACCUUGCGAGGUGCACUGAGGCGGUGCAGUACCCACCGGCCUCUUCCUUGUGGCCAGGCUGUGGCCGGCGGGGGGGGGGGCGCUCUCUGCCUUGCACCUCGGGUCUGCGCCUCUGAAACGCCAGCCCAGCCUUUCCGGAGCGGGACCGGGCAGCCUGGGGCCUGGGCGGGGCGCGGGGCACACCCCCGCAGGCGGCGUGGUGGAGGGUUGCUGCGGAUCCGGCCCGACUGAGGGUUCAGCCUCCUGCGCCCUGGCGGCCAUGACCCUCGUCCCGAGGCGCCCCCGCCCGACCCGCGCGCGCCCUCUGUGGUUCCCUAGCCGGAGGCUGGGGGCGCAUGGCCCUUGGCGGCCGCAUUCAGGCGGAACCUGCCUGGGGCGGCGCGGGCCGGGCCGGGCUUCUGGGGACCCGGGAGGGCUCGCCGGCCGGGCGGGGCAGGGUUGGUACCUGGAGCCGGGGCACCCGAAGCGGCUACAGUCGCGUUGCAUGAAGGAGGCAUGGGAGAGGCGCGGCCUUUGGGAAGCCUACCUUCUGGGCCGUACCGCUCGCUGAGAUCCCUGCCUAUGCAUCUUGUCCUCCCGCGGAGGGGCGACCCUGGCCCCCGGCGUGGCUGUGACCCCAGCGGCCGUUGUCGCCCGGAAGAAGUCGUUCCUGUUUUCCGCUCUGUAUGCUGCCUUUAUAUUUGGUGGUCGGCACCUAAUGAACAAACGGGCGAAGUUUGAACUGAGGAAGCCGCUAGUGCUCUGGUCUCUGACCCUCGCAGUCUUCAGUAUAUUCGGUGCUCUUCGAACUGGUGCUUACAUGUUGUACAUUCUGAUGACCAAAGGCCUGAAGCAGUCGGUCUGUGACCAGAGUUUUUACAACGGGCCCGUCAGCAAAUUCUGGGCUUACGCAUUUGUGCUAAGCAAAGCGCCAGAACUAGGAGACACGAUCUUCAUCAUCCUGCGGAAGCAGAAGCUGAUCUUCCUGCACUGGUACCACCACAUCACUGUGCUGCUGUACUCCUGGUACUCCUACAAGGACAUGGUGGCCGGGGGCGGCUGGUUCAUGACCAUGAACUACGGCGUGCACGCGGUCAUGUACUCCUACUACGCGCUGCGGGCCGCGGGCUUCCGCGUGUCCCGCAAGUGCGCCAUGUUCAUCACGCUCUCCCAGAUCACACAGAUGCUGAUGGGCUGUGUCAUCAACUACCUGGUCUUCUACUGGAUGCAGCAGGACCAAUGUCACUCUCACUUCCAGAACAUCUUCUGGUCCUCGCUCAUGUACCUCAGCUACCUUGUGCUCUUCUGCCGUUUCUUCUUCGAGGCCUACAUUGGCAAAAUGAGGAAGACGGCCAAGGCCGAAUAGUGUCGGAACUGAGGAGCAAGCCACAGCUCAGGGUCACCACGAAAACUAACAGACAAAAGAAAAUGGCACAAGGAAUCCCACAUGGUGCAGCUACAACACCACACCACACAGCAACACACGAGCAGACACGAACCCCAGGCAGCUUAGGAUAGUUAGGCUGACUUACCCACUAAGUUUAUGAUCCUUCACGGGUGAGGACUUGCUGCGUGCAUCUCCAUCUCAAAGCUCCACUGCUGGAAGACCCCACCCCGUCCCUCACCUGCCCACUCAAUGAUGACACAGUGAUCCUCGGCCCAGAGAUGCAGAGAGAGCAGGCGCAGGCAGUUAGGGCUCGCUGGCGGGAAAAGGUACCUGUGUCGCAUUCCUAGCUCUGCGAGCACCCUUGAGCGUGCACACAUAUGCACGCGCGCACACACACACAAUCCUUUCUAACCCUUUCCAACACAAAACUGGAGCCAGAAAAGGUAGUAACACGAGAGACACAGGGUCUGUAUCUAGAACAAUAAUGCUUUUGCAGAAAUUCAUGCCUUUUGCAGAAAGGUUAGCUACUGUAGCUCCAUGAAAGAUGUCUUAAUCAUUUUUUAUUUCCACUAGAAAAGAGAUGGAUGCUUCCCCCUUCACUGCACAGCCGCGGGCUGGUGAGUUUGCCAAAACCACAAGGGUUCAGUGCUUUUCUGGGGCGCCCAGACCCAUGCCAGGGUAUGCCCACGGUCUCCACUCUGAAGAGGCAGGAGGCAUUUCCUCGCCCCAGACUCGAAUGCAAGAGCAACUGCAGAAAGGAGAAGGUGAGAGCACCUCAGUGGCCUGCCGUGGAGCCCCACUCCCUGCUGCAAGCUCGCCGUGCUCUGGCUGCAAGAGGACGGAGACCUCCAGGACACAGCUGGGGCAUUUUGUGCCCUUCCGUCACUUCAAACAGGGUUCCGCCUCCGGAUGAAGCUUUGUGGUCCGAGUUUAAAAGCUUGCGGGGGGGGGGGGGGGGGUUAGGAGCUCUGCCAGGGUCGGUAAAGACACCGUUUCCCCAACAUCUGCCUGGACUCCCCACACAAUGCUGCGGUGUCCAGAGCGCCCUCUGGUGGCUUCGGGGGGGAGACUGCAACCCACCUACGUCCCUGUCGACCAUAGAUGAAUCCUUCAAGUUUUAAACGCUAUCAAACAUCCAUCCUAUCUUUGGCCAAAUAUGAAGACAUCUUUCCUGCUUCAAGUGAGCGUCAAGAAAAAUUUUUAAAAGGGACUUUUGCUCUGGAACUCAGAAAAUCAAUUUAUUAAGAGCCAUAUUCUUUUAAAAAAAUGCUAGAUUAUAUUAUCUAUAAUAUUUCAGGCCUCUACAAGCCAAAUAAAUGUGUCAAUGUUACUAGUAUUUCAAAGAAGCAAUUAUGUAAAGUUGUUCAAUGUGAUAUAAUAGUAUUAUAAUUGGUUAAGUAGCUUAAUGAUUAGGCAACUAGGUGAAAAGAUUAGGGGCUACUACACUGCAUAGAUUACACACGAGUAACCACACAUACACACACACAGGUGGAGUUCAGUGAACCCUAAAGCCUAAAUGAAUAGGAAUACAUUUUCUGGCUAGCAGAAACUUUUAUCUUUCUUGCUUUAUUUUGGGAGUGUACAGUAAAAGGGAUUUUUCAAAUUAUUUUUAUAUUAUUUUAGCUUUAAUUGUGUUGUCAUUCAUGAAACAGUAGCUCUGCUUCUCUGUCAGAGAUGGCAAGAGCUUUCUCAGCAUCUUGUUUCUGUGUGGAAUCUAAAAAGAAUAAAGUUUUAUUCCAUUCUGUGUGAAUGGCCUGAGCUGUGCACAGGGAAUCCACGUAAAGCAAAAGGAGGCCAGGGAGGGCCAGGGCUGCAGGGGAGAAGCAGCUCCAUCCAGGCGAUGGGUGCCUCUGUGGGACCCCAAUGUGGGCUCCCAGCAGGGAUGCAAUUGGCCCAGAGAUGUAGUAUCGUUGGGGCAAAGUUUGGACCUGCAGUGCAAAGAUUGGUCCUGCUACGACCAAAAGACUAUUAGAUCACGAUGUUUCUUGGAGCUUCACAGCUGCCUGAUACUGUAUAAUAAGCCUUUUUCUUCCCCUUUAUUGCAGGAAGUGGACAGAAUAAUUAAAAUGAAGAAAAGGCCGCAUAUCAGUUGGCUUGAGUUAAUAGAAGGAUCAGUUAGAGGCUCAUCUGGGUGAUUUAAUUUAAUUAUUUGAUAUGGUGAUUUAUCAUGGGACGCAGGUUAAAGCGAGAUCAGCAGAAACCAUAAAAAGACUCCAAAAUGAUGCUUCCAAAGCACUUUCAUCUUGGUAUUAGGUUCAUGCUUGUGUUCAUUUGUUAAGUAAUUUAGAAUUUUUGUUUACAGAUUGAAUGUCUAGUAGUUUUUAUCCAGCUAUCUAUAUCUAAAGGCAUUUCUGAUGCUUAUCAUGGGAAGAAAGCCACACAUUUUUUAAAAAGUCUAGGAUUGCAGGUUCUGUACACUGUUUUUAAUGUCUCGGCUUUCUGCUUUAAUUCUAUGAAGAUCUGAGGCUAGAUCCCUGGCCCAUGACCAAUCUGAAACCUGCCAGAGAACCGACUGCCAAAUAGAGAAUCCUGUUGUCUGUUAACAUUCCAGAAAACCUUGGGCAGGCAACUUUUUAUAGCUGCCCCACUAUGCUGCAAUAGAUUGUCUUUCUAUUAAAGAUUUUCCACUGCAUUCCAGCCCCAGUGCAGUGAAAGCAUCAUUCCUGGAUCAAAUACAAAAUCCUUGAUUUCCUAUAUACAUAUAUAUAUAUAACGUUUCAUGCACUCUGGGCUUAAACUCAAAUGCAUGAGUUUGCAAAGAAAUCCUAAGUGAGACAUGCCCUGUUCAUGCAGCAGGGGACUUUAUAUCUGGGCCAGCUAGUGUUGCCUAUCAGAAAAGAACAACUAUUAUAAUUUAUUUAUUGUAUUUAUAUCCAAUGCUAGGCCAAAGUACCAAAUUGAAAUCAUAGAUUAAGGUUACUAUUCCAGGUAAUUUAUUCCCACUUUUUUCUAAUCAUAUGCACUACAAAACUGGGUUUGGGGCGACUACAUGUUUGUGUGUUGUGUGAGGAGAAAGAGGCUGUCUCUGUCCACCUAGAAAGGCCCGUUUGUCCAGUGACUGAUAGCUUGGCUUAGUUGGAAACCUUGAAUAUAAAAACAUUAGGAACCUGAAAGAACCCUGGAGGAGGCAGACUCAGAUUGCCUGUGUAAUGGGCCGUGGUACCCUGUGGUAGCACAGAGUCUGCGCAUCCGAGAAACAAAGCUUCUGAAGAUUACACUGGAGUCAAAGGCUCCAAAAGUCCAGGUGUACCCCCAGAGUACUGAGUUACCCGGGAAAGGCAAGUUCUCAGGCUGUUUUCUUUUCUCUUAGAACAAGCUCUAUCCCGAGACAGUGUGUGUCCAGUGAAUCAGCUACAGCACAUACCGAGGGGUCUUUUACCCCCAAGUUUGGACAGUGUUCUUACAGCGUCUUUGGGUUGACCAAAAGCUGCUUCCAGGGACCUGCCAGGAUCAUGGAGGAAAGCAGAUGGACUCCACCUCCCAGAGCUCAGAGCCUUUGAGUUGUGUGACCACGGUCCCUACUGGUCUCACUUAGACGCGCCCUGAAGAGUGACACAGCACACCAUGAUGCCAGUCCAAAACUUUGCAGUAGUCCGGUGUAUCUUUCCCCAAUCUUUCUGUCUUUGGUAAUAAAUAUUUUGCUAUUCACAUGG
Messenger RNA from Cavia porcellus (domestic guinea pig), 5707 nucleotides. It is a transcript of the gene Elovl6, whose product is annotated as ELOVL fatty acid elongase 6. NCBI's taxonomy places the organism in Eukaryota, Metazoa, Chordata, Mammalia, Rodentia, Caviidae. The record is from RefSeq and is a predicted model, not a curated record. The transcript is spliced from 4 exons. Gene Ontology annotation, biological process: fatty acid elongation, saturated fatty acid; sphingolipid biosynthetic process; fatty acid elongation, polyunsaturated fatty acid. Gene Ontology annotation, cellular component: endoplasmic reticulum; endoplasmic reticulum membrane. The coding region runs from base 1386 to 2033 and encodes 215 amino acids. Gene Ontology annotation, molecular function: fatty acid elongase activity.